UCAAAAUGCUCAAAUGUUUUGCGGCUCCAGACAGAUUGUUUUUUUAUUAUUAUUUUUGCCUAAAAUGGCUCUUUUGAUAGUAAAGGUUGCUGACCCCUGCCCUAACCUAUCAAACACCUGCAGAUGAGCUGCUCAAGGACUCUAAAUCAUGUGUUGCAUUACAUAAAUAUAAAUAAGUAUGCAGCUCCAGAUGAGUCAUGUCAGGCUUCUCUUUAAAAACUGGACCAGUGACAGGCUGUCUCCUCACACCAGUCGGCGCACCUCUCCAGGAUUUAACCCUGCACCACCAGCACCACCAGCAUCCCUCAUCACCACACCCUUGUCCGCUGAUUGGCCCAAAGUUUCCCCCUGGCACCGCCCUCUGCUCGGCGGACCCGCCCUUCCAGCGCUGCUCAGCCUGUUGCUGCCAAACCAGCUGGCAUUUUCAAUUCAUAUCCUGCACCCACCCACGACUGUGUGUGUGUACUCCAAAAAACCCUGACCUUUAAACUCAGGUUUUACUAUCUUUUAUUACUUUUCAGGAAGAGACCAAGAGUUCAGAAUGUGGAACACGGAGGAACAUUCUAGAACUUUACCCCUGUGGAAGCUCUCACCUUCCAUUCUGAACUGAAGAAGUGAUUUAACCUGUUUUUGAGUGACGUUUUAUUAGUUUACCUUCAUGCAUCAUGCGGAACUGCAGCAGCACAUGACGUAUUUGUCCGUGAGUUGGUGAAGCUGCUGAGGAAAGUCGUCCACACCGACUAGCUCCUCUCUCCUGUCCGGGUCUCCUCACCUGAUUGACGGCCACUCCCAGCCGGUGCAGCCGGUGCAGCCCCGCGGGCCCCCCAGUAGGAUGGUGACGCCGGGAGAUGUGCCUGCCUGGAAAGCCACGAUUUUCCUCUUUAAUUUAAUCUCAGCUGCUGUGGCCAAAAGACACGUCGUGUAUUGGAAUUCUACAAACACAAGGUUAACAGCAGGAGAACUGUCCGUCCAGGUGAAUCUGAAUGACUACCUGGACAUCUACUGCCCACACUACCCAAACAAGGGGGCCCAGGGCCCCGGGCAGCCGGAGACGCUGGCCCUCUACCUGGUGGGAGAGACCUUCUUCCAAGGCUGCGUGGAAACCAGAGGGGCCAUCAAGAGGUGGGAGUGUAACGACCCCUACGCUCCGUUUGGACCGGUGCGCUUCUCUGAGAAGAUCCAGAGGUUCACCCCCUUCUCGCUGGGGUUUGAGUUCCUGCCAGGGCGCCACUACUACUACAGCUCUCUACCCGCAGAUGAAGGCCCUCCUCUGCCAUGUAUGAAGUUGCGUGUCACCGUGUGCUGCGAGCCCACAUCAGAGGGUUCAAAACAGAUACAAGAAACUGUACGUGCAAGCAGCGCCUGCUCACUGAGGACAGCUUCACCUCCGCUCCUCCUCACCCUCGUCCUCCUCGUUCUGCUGACUACCUGACUUCCUCGUCCAUCCGAUCCGUCCUCGCCUUCUGACCUCGCAACCCCCAGAUCGGGAGAAUAUCACUCAAGACGUUCCAAGUACACAAUGCAAUCUACACUCAAGACUAGUGAAUGACGCUAUGCUAAGCUACUGCAAAAUGACACGUAUUACCACCUUGUGGCUGGUUUACCUGUGAAAUUCCAGAAAGAAUCCGGUGUUUCUUCUCCAGAAACGGUGACUCAGGGACCGACACGCCGAAUCACAGUGAUUCAUUUCUUGUUAUUUUUCUUCUCCGCGCCGGUUGUGUAAGUAGUAACACCGAAUAUUACACAUGGAGCUAGUCAUAAGACUCAGAUACCGCUCCGACGCCAGGAGAACAAUGAGUCUGUCAGGAAGCAAGUUUUCUCUCUUUUUCAUCUCUGUUUCUCAUUUUCUACUUAUUGUGUUGUAUUUACUUCUUUUUGAGAAGCUGCCUCCUGUUAAAAAGUGGCCAAAUGAACACACACGACUGUACUGAGAGGCUCAGGUUGGAGGCCAGUCAGUUAGCUGGUGACUUUUUCCUUCUUCAUUAAAUGCUUAAACAGAAAUAACUUCCACAGUUUAACAUCUGAUUACAAUCAACUUUUUUAACUGAUUAGAUUUUGGAGAUAAAUUUGCUUUAGGAGGAAAUGGGGAAUAUUUGUGAAUAGUCAAGCUGGGCUGCUGCGCCCCCUACUGGGAUCAAACUGGUUUAACUGGAGUUGGACUGGGUUGGCCAGAAACUCAGAAACUGGACCCUAGAUUGUGGUGCUGUGAGGUGAUAAUGGGACCUGGGACAGAGUUUAUCCUCUCUGAUUGGACCCCCUGUUGUUCUGCCUCCCCACCUCUCUCUCUCUCUGCUUCAGAGUACAGCACAGAACAGAGGGGUUUAUGGGUAAACAGAGAGCAUCGGCUCGCCUCACUCCACUGAACACGCUGCGGACCACGGAGGAGGCUGAUUGGUCGAUGCUCCUGGUGACCAACCAGGUGUGCAGAUGUGCACACAAGCUUUUUGUUCCUUUUGUUGUUGUUUUAACGCAGGAUCCUUUAUUUUAGAUUUUACUGUAUAGUUAAUAUAUUCUGCAAAAUGAGAUAUGUUAACUACAUAAUUCAAUGUUUUAGUAAGAACUGGUCUCUGAUAUUUAAGUGCAAAAGUCAAACAUACACAGAUAAUGAUUUGUAUUCUGGAUAUAUAUGUAUUUACUGGUAUUUUCAAUACGCUCUGCUACAAUGUAGUUUCACAAGUUAAAUGAUUUUUUUUGCCAAAUAGUUUCUUAAAGAAAAUCGCUCAAAUUGACCGUCAUAGAUUAAGAAAAAAACAUAUUCUAAUGAAUUAAUAAUUCAUUUAUAUUUUUAAUGAAAUUAGAGAGAAUGUACGUGUGUAUUUUUCAUUGAAAUUAAAUGAAGUUUAUAUAUAUUUAAAGUUACAUAAUUAUUUCCCCGGCAAUAUUUGAGUGGCUUGAGCUCAGGAAAUCUAUAGUUUAAUUGUUUAAUUUAUUAAACAGUUAAAAAAAAAUACAUUGUUAGCACUUAAUAUAUUUUCCCCCUGCUGUAAAUCAAACUAGUCAUGCAAAAAAAAUGUUAUGUUAAUCUCCUAAAUGGGUGAUAAAACGAUGUUUGGAGAGAGAGAAUCAUAUCAGUGAUGUAGAAUUUUACGAUCAUGUACAACUAGGAGUUUGUUUUUGAUUUCUUCCCGUGUGUGUAUUAACGUUUUCUGCUUUCACAUUUUAGUGAAGAAUGUAGCUUCUUCUGUGAAGAGCCAACUGCAAUCUGAGCCUUUUUUUUUUUACGUGGCAAGACAACAAAAAUAAAUAUGAUUGCAUUUAAA
This is a messenger RNA of Sebastes umbrosus (honeycomb rockfish), 3260 nucleotides long. Its product is annotated as ephrin-A4. Gene Ontology annotation, cellular component: plasma membrane. The transcript has 5 exons. NCBI's taxonomy places the organism in Eukaryota, Metazoa, Chordata, Actinopteri, Perciformes, Sebastidae. Gene Ontology annotation, biological process: ephrin receptor signaling pathway; axon guidance. Gene Ontology annotation, molecular function: ephrin receptor binding. Bases 833 to 1432 code for a protein of 199 amino acids. The record is from RefSeq and is a predicted model, not a curated record.